UCCAUUUAACGCUGUGAUGAUUUUGUCGUUGUAAUAACCAUGUUUACCCGCAGAGGGAAAAUGCUAGCCUACUACUUCAGCUCAAUUUAAAGACUACCGAAGAAAUGCAUUUGAAUAAAGCUGAAAACAUCAGACCAAAAUGUCUCAGUAUGCAUGCAAGACCACAACAGAUGCACAAGUUUUUCGGGGCUAUUUUAGCACCUAUCAAUAUCCUGUCUGUAGGAAAUGACAGCAGAGGGCGCUAUGAGUCCAAGACAUGAUUUGUGGUUCUGUUGCAUCCAGUAAACUGAAGUUAGCGGCUGCAGCCGGCUGGUGUUCAUUUUUCCUGCAACACUCGGAUGAGUGAAAAUAGUUUCUAGUUCGUUCAGGAGUACUGGAGUACAUGAGAAUGUGCAAAAUAUUACAGAGGUAGAACAUCUUCAAGUUUUGGGUUUUACCUUUUGUAUUAGGACAUAAGCAGAGUCUUCAUGUUAAAUGAACAAUGAGAAGGAUGAUCCAGGGUCUGCAGGUGUGUUUGCUCCUGCUGAUGGUAGAAAGACUACAGGGUAAGAUAACAGCGCCAGAGCGUCUGGAAGCUCCAGUGCAGAAGCCCUUCACUCUGACCUGCAGUGUUUCCAGGGAACGAGGUGAAUCCCUGAGGCAGGUGAUUUGGCUAGAUGUCCAGAACCAGACCCUGCUGAGUUACCAGCCUGGCCACAGAGACAGUGUGAGUGGACAGCAGCAUGUGGAGCUCGCCUCCUCCCCAAAGGACACCUCAGCUAUCACAAUCCGCAGGGUGAGCUACCGCGACGAAGGCUGCUACACCUGCAUCUUUGACAUGCAUCCUACUGGUCCAAAGCAAGGACAGACCUGCCUCACUGUUAUCUCACAGGUGACUGCUGACAACAACAAGACAGCAGUGAGCGGCAAGAAGGUGACCCUCUCAUGCUCUUAUGGUUUGCCUGAAAAGGUGCAGCAUGUCAUAUGGACACACACUUCUGCACAAGGAAAUUCCACAGAGGUGGCUUCCUUUGCAAAGCAGAGCGACCCCAUGAUUGAGCCACCAUACCAGGGAAGAGUCUGGCUCAGUGCCUUCCUGUCUCACAGCCAGCUCACCAUUCAGCCUGUCACUGUGCAGGAUGAGGGCUGCUACACCUGCCUGUACAGCACACACCCUGAUGGACCAAAAAGCUCCAGGGUUUGUCUCUCCACCUACGUGCUGCCCAAACCCCAGGUGAUCUACAAGACCACCUCUCCAGGUGUGAUUGAGGCCAACUGCACCUGCGUGUCACGCCCUCCGGCAGAGAUCGUGUGGAACGUGGAGAGAGAUAACCGCACCAUGGGCCCCCCUGUGACCACCCAGCUCCCCCAGGGUGACGGAACCACUCUGGUCAUCAGUACACUGACUGUCCAAUCGGGCCUGCUGAAAGAUGUGUCCGUCAAAUGCUUGGUGCACCACAAAGGGCUGGAAUCACCAAUUGCUGUAUCCAUGAACACUAAAAUUGGGACAGCUCUCACCAUCCUGAUCUCAGUCACCACAGUAGCAGCUCUAUUGGUCUUGUCCCUCUGCUUCUGCCUAUGGAAGUGCUUUUUGCGCAAAGAAGCUGAUUAAUAUUAUAGAAGAGACCAGAGCCUGAAAAGAAGAGGCAGUGCUUCUCAGAGCUAACCUUGCAGAACCUCUUCCCUCCAUCAUCAUUAUCAUCAUCUUGGUACAAAGGGAGGGUGUCUUGACACAUUACUAUGGAUGUGUCCAGUACAAUCCUAUUGAUGAGCACCGGACAUUCGACUCUGCUCUUCUGCCUCUUUAUCUGACUCUUGUCCAAGCUGUCCUCGCAUGAAGUCCAUAAGAAGAUGUUGACUGGAACAUUUUUUUGUCUCUGGUUCUGUAACUGAUUGAGUCAGUGGCUGCCAACUGUGCAGCGCACAGCAGAGUCAAUGUAUGGCAAAAUAAUAAGCAUGGGUACUGUACUUUACUCUAAGUUUGAUCCAGUAGACACUAUUCUUCUUCCAUAAAUACUCACUAAAACACCAAAUGUGUAUUAAUCUGUGGCUGAAAAAAGCCAACAAAGGCAUUUUUUCAUACCUGCUUAAGUAAUAUUUGCUACAAACUACAGUGCCCAUCUGUGGUUUUAGUAAAGUAUUUAGUCUUAUUUACUACUGAAACUGUACUCUAUACCCGUGUCCUGUUUUUGAAGAUUCCUCUCUUAAUUAGUCUGUGUUUAUGGGUUUGUUUGUUUUUUUUGACAAGAGGAAAAAUAUAGACUCUCCCAUUUAUAAGUAACACAACUAAUUGGCACGUUGAGCUUACCUUUAAGGUCUAUCUUCUUGUACCUCAGUCGAUGGCCUCUGUCACUUCUGUGUAUUGUGAAGGGUGGGUCUUGUCAGAAGUAGUUUUUUAUUAGCUAAACUAAAGGGCUGCAUACUUACAGCAUGUCUUGUUUGUAUAAUGUCUGUUGCAAACUUUUCUACAGGUCUGUUUAGGUGUGUACUGUAUGAGAGAGUAUACAAAGUCUGCUCACACUGCUGACUUUGUAUAGUCAGCAGUGUGAGCAGUGUUAUACUGUGGGAGUGGGGGACAUUUUGGCCGGCCUCACUUCCCACAACAGGUUUUUGAGGGUUCAGGUUAGAAUUAGCUUAAGGUUAGAUUAGGAUAAGGGGCUAGGGAAUGCAUUAUAUCAGUGAGUGUCCUCACAAAGACAGAAGUACAAAUGUGUGUGGGUGGAGGGGGUGUUGUUGUAUAUUUGGUAGAGAUUUCCUUCCAUGGUCAACUGACUUGAAUCAGUACCCUGAGGAAGCAAAGCUGAAACCUUUUUGGUGCCCCUUCAAAGGAAUGUGAAUGCACUGUACUACACGUGCAUUUAAAUAGGUAAGCUGCUUGUUAAAAUAAUCUUGCAUAUCAAAGCAUAUGUCAGUUAUCUACUUCAGGUUAUCAAACUAUCUGGGUUCAGUCACAGUCCUCACUAGUAAUAUGAUUUUCAGUAGCAUUCCUCUGUGGAGUUUCACUAUAUGUAUACCACAGUGAUUAUGAGCACAGAGCUGGGAUUUGAAUAAUUCUGAAAUGUGGCUUUAGAUAAUUUUUUUAAUAAUGAAAAUGCACCCAGCACCCUGUACGGAGCAACUGUAGAUGAAAUGAUGUGUUGUGACCAACUUUGUAAACUUGUUAUAGUAAAUGCAACAAAAAUAAAAAAGUAA
Monopterus albus (swamp eel) is the source of this 3171-nucleotide messenger RNA. Its product is annotated as OX-2 membrane glycoprotein. Bases 482 to 1591 code for a protein of 369 amino acids. Gene Ontology annotation, biological process: negative regulation of neuroinflammatory response; heterotypic cell-cell adhesion. The transcript has 7 exons. The record is from RefSeq and is a predicted model, not a curated record. Gene Ontology annotation, molecular function: cell-cell adhesion mediator activity. Lineage: Eukaryota; Metazoa; Chordata; Actinopteri; Synbranchiformes; Synbranchidae. Gene Ontology annotation, cellular component: axon; cell surface; neuronal cell body.